Beta vulgaris subsp. vulgaris (sugar beet) is the source of this 1634-nucleotide messenger RNA. RefSeq names its product oxygen-dependent coproporphyrinogen-III oxidase, chloroplastic. NCBI's taxonomy places the organism in Eukaryota, Viridiplantae, Streptophyta, Magnoliopsida, Caryophyllales, Amaranthaceae. The transcript has 8 exons. Gene Ontology annotation, cellular component: chloroplast stroma; cytoplasm. Bases 156 to 1340 code for a protein of 394 amino acids. Gene Ontology annotation, molecular function: coproporphyrinogen oxidase activity. The record is from RefSeq and is a predicted model, not a curated record.
UUUGGGCACCCACAACAUAAUCUAAAAAAAACCAUCAACUUCAACCCACAGCCUUUGAACCGUUGCCAACACAUCUCUCUCUAUAUCUCAAUAUUUCAUCAGCUCCCUUACUUUUACCGGCAACACCACCCUGUAAUCACCGGCAACAAUCAACAAUGUCAACAACAACAACAUCACUCCUCUCCUCCCCUCUUUCUCUCUCCUCAAAAACCCACCUUCAACACCCCCAAACAACCCCAACUCUAAAACCCACAUUUUCUCUCUCCUCAUCCUCUACUUCCUCCAUUAAACCCCUCUCAAUCUCUCUCUCUCCUCACCUCCGCAAACUCCCCCCACCUUCAGCCAUGGCAAUCGAGAAAGAAACCCCAGAAAACGAGGCCCCACUUACAUUCCUCAAAGAAGACGGGUCCGACAGUGUCCGAGGAAGGUUCGAGAAGAUGAUUAGAGACGCACAAAAUAAGGUUUGUGAAGCAAUUGAGGUUGCUGAUGGUGGGGCCAAGUUUAAGGAAGAUGUUUGGUCGAGACCAGGUGGUGGUGGUGGUAUUAGUAGAGUGUUACAAGACGGCGCCGUUUGGGAAAAAGCUGGUGUUAAUGUUUCAGUUGUUUAUGGUGUUAUGCCCCCUGAUGCUUAUCGUGCUGCUAAAUCUGAUGGUGGGUCCCAUAAACCUGGUCCUGUUCCUUUCUUUGCUGCUGGAAUUAGCUCGGUUUUGCAUCCCAAGAAUCCGUUUGCGCCAACAUUGCACUUUAAUUAUCGUUACUUUGAGACCGAUGCUCCAAAAGAUACUCCUGGAGCACCUCGACAAUGGUGGUUUGGUGGUGGUACAGACUUUACGCCAGCCUAUAUUUUUGAGGAAGAUGUUAGACACUUCCAUCAGGUCCAAAAAGAUGCAUGUGAUAAGUUUGAUCCCAGCUUCUAUCCUCGUUUCAAGAAAUGGUGUGAUGAUUACUUUUAUAUCAAGCAUCGAGAUGAGAGAAGAGGGCUCGGUGGAAUCUUUUUUGAUGAUUUAAAUGACUAUGACCAAGAGAUGCUUCUUUCUUUUGCCACUGAAUGUGCAAACUCCGUGAUACCUGCAUAUCUUCCCAUCAUAGAGAAAAGGAAAGACACACCUUUUACUGAUAGCCACAAGGCAUGGCAGCAGUUACGAAGGGGACGUUACGUAGAAUUUAAUUUGGUUUACGAUCGAGGUACAACUUUCGGAUUGAAAACUGGUGGUCGGAUUGAGAGUAUUCUGGUCUCUCUUCCCUUGAGUGCUCGCUGGGAAUAUGACCAUAAGCCAGAAGAGGGCAGUGAAGAGUGGAAAUUGUUGGAUGCUUGCAUCAAUCCUAAAGAAUGGUUAUGAAGUGAUAAUGUCUUUGUAGAACCAACCUGACAACUUUUGCCGAUUCCCGCCUUCCUGUUGAGUGAGUGCUUGAAGCCGUAGUGAUGAGCUCGAGUUCUUGUUUGUUCAUAGCAAAUGAUUUGUGUUUUUUUUUUGGGAGGGUUAGCUGUUCAAUUGUAGAUUAAUUCUGAUAGUCAUUUGUGCAAUCAUAGAUGUAAUAACCUCAAUGAAUGUAAUCAGGUCAAAUUUGUAAGAAUUUUGGCAUCUCUUCUGUAUCAACGCAUGCCUAUUUUCCAAGGACUCUGUUGUGAACCA